This is a messenger RNA of Ruditapes philippinarum (Manila clam), 448 nucleotides long. RefSeq names its product 34 kDa spicule matrix protein-like. The record is from RefSeq and is a predicted model, not a curated record. The annotation marks the transcript as partial. NCBI's taxonomy places the organism in Eukaryota, Metazoa, Mollusca, Bivalvia, Venerida, Veneridae. The transcript has 2 exons.
GCAAGAUAGAUUUGGUAUCACGAAAGAUGGAUUUGGUAUCACGCAAGAUGGAUAUGAAAUCAGGCGAUAUGGAUUUGGUCUAAGGCAAGAUGAAUUUGGUCUCAGGCAGGAUGGAUUUGGUCUCGGGCAAGAUGGAUUUGGUCUCAGGCAAGAUGGAUUUGGUCUGAGGCAAGAUGGAUUUGGUCUGAGGCAAGAUGGAUUUCGUCUAAGGCAAGAUGGAUUCGGUCUCAGACAAGAUGGAUUUGGUCUCAGGCAAGAUGGAUUUGGUCUCAGACAAGAUGGAUUUGGUCUCAGGCAAGAUGGAUUUGGUCUCAGGCAAGAUGGAUAUGGUCUCAGACAAGAUGGAUUUGGUCUCAGGCAAGAUGGAUUUGGUCUCAGACAAGAUGGAUUUGGUCUCAGGCAAGAUGGAUAUGAUAUCAGGCUUUUGGACCUGAGUGGAGUUUCUUAA